AGGAUGUGGAGGCCUGUCCUGACCAAGGGGAGAGGCCAGGGCUGCUGAGGGCUGGGGCGUGUCCUCAUGAUCCCCAAGGCCUUAUGGCUACCAGAGCUGAGGAAGGGUAGAAAGGUGGCCAGGACCCAGGAAUGGGGCAGAGUCAGGGGGGCGACAGGUCAGGGGUCAGGCUGGAGAUGAGGAAGGGGCUGGGCCUGAGGUCAGGCCUAGCAGGAACAGGAUGUCUGUGUCGAGGAUGAAGGGAGAGGAGAGUGCCAGAACCCAGCUCCUCCCCACCUGGCCCAGUCCCCAGGGCCCCUCCCCUGGCCUCCCAGUUGUGGCUCCACCCUGGGGCCAGGACAGCAAUUCCCUUCACAAUGCUGGUGGUCGGUGGCCCUGACCCCCUGUUCUGCCUUCCCCUCCUCCUGCUCCUGGGCUCCCACAAGCCUGUGGGGGCCAGUCCUCCUCAGAGAAGGUUUGAGUAUAAGCUCAGCUUCAAAGGACCAAGACUGGCAUUGCCUGGGGCUGGAAUACCCUUCUGGAGUCAUCAUGGAGAUGCCAUCCCAGGCCUGGAAGCAGUGCGGCUGGCCCCAUCCAUGCAGAACCGCAGCGGCGCCGUGUGGAGCAGGGCCCCUGUCCUCUUCUCCGCCUGGGAGGUGGACAUGCAGAUGAGGGUGACCGGGCCAGGGCGGCGGGGAGCCCAGGGUGUGGCUGUAUGGUACACCCGAGGCAGGGGCCAGGUAGACUCUGUCCUGGAGGGGCCAGCCUCAUGGGACGGCAUCAGGAUCCUCUUCGACUCUGCCAGCCAGGAUACCCAGAACAGCCCCACCGUCCGUGUGCUGGCCAGUGAUGGGCACACUCGAUACGAGCUGCAUGGGGAUGGAGCCAGCGGGGUCCUGGGAUCCUGCCACCGGGACUUCCGAAACCUGCCGAUGCCCCUCAGCGUGCGGAUCACCUACUGGAGCCAGAGGCUACUUGUGUCCUUGAAUCAUGGCCUCACUCCAAAUGACUUAGAUGAGGUCUGUGUUGAGGUGGGCCCCCUGCUUUUGGCUCCUGGAGGUUUCUUUGGGGUCUCGGCCGCCACCAGUACCCUGGCAGAUGACCAUGACAUCCUGUCAUUCCUGACCUUCAGUCUGAGUGAGCCAGACCCAAAGCCUCCCCCACCACCCUUUCUGGAGAUGGAGCAACUCCGGCUGCUGAAGCAGCUGGAAGGGCUCCGUGCAAGGCUGGGCCUGGGCGCCAGGGAGGAUGUGAUUCCAAAGCUGAGCUCUGAAGUCCAGGAAGAGGGGGAAAGGAUCCUUGGCCUGGAAGAGAUGCUGGGCAGACACAGCCAGAUCCUGCAGGCUCUCCAGGGUCUCUCCAGACAGUUGGCCCAGGCCGAGAGGCAAUGGAAGAAGCACCUGGGGGCCCCGGAUCACACCAGGCCUGAGGGAGUCUGGGCCCAGAGCUCCUCCUGCCAGAUUCUAUCCGCCCCACAGAGGGGAGGCCACUUCUCCAGGCCACUCACCAAGACAGAGGAUUCUGCCAAGGUCAGCGCCCUGCUCCGUGGACAGAGGACUCUGCUCCAGGACCUGCAAGGGAUGAGGGAUGCAGCUGCCCACGUGGUCUCCAAAGCCCAGCUCUUCUAUCUGCCUGUGGGCACCAAGCAUCAUUUCUUAGAGCUGGCCCAGAUCCUGAGCCUCCUGCAGAAGGACCUUCGGGCCCCACUGAAAGCAGCAGCCAAGAACCCUCGCCCACCUGGCCAACCCCCAGGGGCCUCUUCAUGCCUGCAGCCCACCAUCUUCUUGUUCUUCCUGCUCAUUCAGACGAUAGGCUUCUUCUGUUACGUGCAUUUCAGGCAGGAGCUGGGCAAGAGCCUUCAGGACUACUUGUCCAUAGGCAGCCCUCCUCUGUGUCCUGCACCACGCAUUCCUGAGGCCCUGGGGAUUCUGAGGAGGCAGCCUCUCUCCUCCAGCAUGCGCACAUGACUCACCUCAAAGCCCUGAAGAAAUGUCACCAGGAGGUGGAUGGUGUCUAGGGGGUGAGGGUUUGGCCGGUACCUUCUCCUUCUGGGUGCCCAGCUCCUGCCCACACCUUAGU
Suricata suricatta (meerkat) is the source of this 2058-nucleotide messenger RNA. It is a transcript of the gene LMAN1L, whose product is annotated as lectin, mannose binding 1 like. The coding region runs from base 357 to 1946 and encodes 529 amino acids. Gene Ontology annotation, cellular component: endoplasmic reticulum-Golgi intermediate compartment; endoplasmic reticulum membrane; COPII-coated ER to Golgi transport vesicle. Gene Ontology annotation, biological process: endoplasmic reticulum to Golgi vesicle-mediated transport; Golgi organization; endoplasmic reticulum organization. The record is from RefSeq and is a predicted model, not a curated record. NCBI's taxonomy places the organism in Eukaryota, Metazoa, Chordata, Mammalia, Carnivora, Herpestidae. Gene Ontology annotation, molecular function: D-mannose binding. The transcript has 14 exons.